Messenger RNA from Aureobasidium namibiae CBS 147.97, 633 nucleotides. RefSeq lists its product as uncharacterized. The record is from RefSeq and is a predicted model, not a curated record. The transcript has a single exon. NCBI's taxonomy places the organism in Eukaryota, Fungi, Ascomycota, Dothideomycetes, Dothideales, Saccotheciaceae. The coding region runs from base 1 to 633 and encodes 210 amino acids.
AUGCACGAGUACAGAACAGCUUGUCGUGAGUGUGAGACUGACAAGCAGCGACAAGAACGCUUGGCUCGUGAACGACAAGCCAGGGCCGACUCGCCCCAGAAAUUCCUGGCCUACCAGCGCAAGUUCGGGAGGAAACCAGAAAAUAGAGAGAAGACGAAACAAAAGAACAGAGAGUAUCGCAAAAAGCAUCCCGGUGUGGAACAUCUACAGCAUGAGCAGUUGAGCAUCCGGCGUGCGACCAGACUUGUCGAGCAGGUCUUCUCCGGUCGCUCCAAAACCAUAGCCAACACUUACACAUGGAAGACGCACACCCCUGUCAGCUUCGAUGACAAAGUCGAGCAUCACUGUACAGCUUGUCAUCGGUUCCGCUUCUUGAAACACUGGUGGAAAGAGAAGUCCCGUCCAGAAACAACGGAGACAAGUUCCAAUCACGACCGCUACAUGUGCAGUCGCUGCUUUGCCAACGACUGGAAUCUGGUCGUGCCCGAGACCUUUUCUGGCAGACUGCCUAGAUUAUUCACCUCUCCAGACUACCCUCCGCCAUUUCGAAAGGAGCGACUCAAGGCUAACAAAUCGGCACACGAUAUCAAGAAGCAACACGAGGAAGAUGAAAAAGAAAACGAGCGUUCUUGA